AGACACGGGUGCAGAGGUUAUAAAGAGGUGAGGCCGAAUGCGAGGUGACAAGCACCGAGGAACAAAGGAUCAUCAUAGUUGUCUGUUGAUAAACUACAAUGGUGAAGAGCAAAACGAUGCCAGUGGGGCGUCAUGAACAUUGUGACCAAUGCUACAGUGUCCACUGCCGAGCCCCGGACCAGAUCUCCGUCUCCUGCAUGGUCAUCGAGUGUCGUAAAAACUGCGGCGCCAUCCUGCACAAGUGCAAGCAAGAGGAGCAUCAGCUCCUCUGUCCCAAUGAGACCGUCCCCUGCCUCAAUGCCCACUAUGGCUGCUCGCUCACCAUGCUGCGCCACAGGCUGGCCGAGCACCUGGAGGUCUGUCCUGCCAGCGUGGUGUGCUGCUCCCAGGAGUGGAGCCGCUGGCCUCUCUCUGAAACUGACCUGACCUGCAGGAAUCUCUCAGAAGACCUUGAACCUGAGCCGCACCUGGAUGUCGCUGUGGCUCUGAGGGACCAGGAGCUGCUGUUUCGAUCCAUAAAAAUGAAGAAUGUUUUUCCUGAGCUGAUGAUGGAGGACCUCCAGGAUGCUAUGUCUGGGGUCAACUGCCCUGCAGAGGAGGCAGCCUGUUCUUCAGAUCAUGGCAAAUUUACAGAGAGUAGCUGCACAAGGAUGGAGGUGGAAGAACUCGGUCAAGGGGAGAGGGCUCUGCCAAAGAGCAGAGACAUAGAUAAUAUUCACAACUAUGGCUCCUGGGAGAAAAUAUUCACAAAGGAGAUGGGAGGAUGCGAGGAAACUGUCAAAAACCUCAACAAGAAGGAAGGAAAAGAAAGGGAGCAGCGAGAAUCAUCAAACUGUCAGGGAGCGGCGAGAAACUCACACCUGAACCAGGAGAACGCUGCUGUUGCUGCUUCGAGCAGUGAUGGUACAACUGGCCUCGCGCCGUGGCAAGACGGGGUCCUGGAGAGGUUAGGCAGAGAAGUCGACGUGGCAGAAUAUAACAUGUAUCUGCGGCACAACGGGGCGAUGCUGAUUAACUUCGGCCAACUUGCAGCUUGCACUCCGAGAGAAAAGGAUUUUGUUUAUGGGAAUCUUGAGCCCAUCGAGGUCCAAACUAUCCGCUCGUUCAAAGUUCCCACCAGCUUUCGAGCAAAGCGCAUCCACACCAAGGACCCCAUGCACAAAGCCAAGAACGUACACAGGAGUGUCGACACUGCGGAUUUGGGCGUGCCGGUCGACGAGCUUCCGAAGUGCGACGAGAUUAGCGCCACGCUCCUCUGCUCCCUGGAAAAGGAGCUGAGAGGACACAUGAUCUCAGAGAGUAAGGGGGUGGACGGCCUUUAUGUGGACGUGGGAACACAAACAUACAACUUCAGCUCCGCUCCAUUCAAAGCGGAUGCGUCCCUUGCAGAUGUGGUGGCCGACAAACCUCGCGGCCUUUACAUUCACGUCGAAGCCGAAUCCGUCACAAGGAGACACAACAAAACAAACUCAGCCUUCACCUACAUGUGUGGCCACUUCUUUCGCCGCGAUGAAUACUGCUCUCACUUCAGGAAUGUGCACUCUGACAUACAGGCCUCUCUCGGCGGCUGGCUACAGCAGCGCUGCCCCUUAGCAUACCUCGGCUGCACGUUCGCCCAAACAAGGUUGCAGCCCGCAGGUCACCAGGCCGCAAUUAAAUUCUGCCAAGAUGUCAGAGCCUUCGUGCUCCAGCCGCUCGUGGCCUCGUCCCUCUGCGAAGGCGGGAAAACCUUGAGCCCUUGGAGAAACGGUGCACGUAAUCUGGAUCCGCUGAGCAGGCUGCCCCUGGAGAUCCUGCAGCACGUCGCCGGUUACCUCGACAGUUUCACAUUAUCCCAGCUGUCCCAGGCCUCGCAGCUGAUGAGAGAGCUGUGCUCCACGCUGUUGCAGGGGAGAGGGAUGGUCUCCCUCAAGUGGGAGAAGAAGACGUACUCCCACGGGGGAAGCGCCUGGAGAUGCCGAAAGAAAGUCUGGGAGUUCAGCUCUGGGUUUUCCUCUGUGGACAGAUGGAGCUUCAGCAGCGCUCCCUCCAUGUCAGACCACCUGAAGACCUGCUCCUUCUACCAGAGGGAGGAACGCACCGAGCCGGUGGUAUUAGCCGGCCUGCGUGAGGUCAGAGAGAAGCACGGAGAAGUGAAGCAGCAGAGAUAAUGCUCACGGGCCCCUGGAGCUCAGUGGGCGGACGGCAGCACGAGAAAUGCCAAGUGCAGAAUCAGUCGGACGUCAUAUGUGUGCAGCUACAAAACUGCAAAAUGGAUGAAGCACCCACAUAUGUGGCUAGUGUAUAGAAGCAGAGGAAUUCAGAGGCCUGCAGACACAUAUAUACACUGUAUGUGUGAAGAAUUUACUGUAGCAUAAGCUGCAUGUUACUUUUUUCAUCCACAUAUAACUUUUCCUGCAAGAAGGACGGUAGAUUUAUUAAAGUUGUGCCUUUUAUAGGUUUAUUAAGAUAAUAUAAAACACCAAAUGGAAGUUUGACAGUUGUCCUUGUACUGUUUUAUUCUCCUUUGUUGGCCGCACUGAGCAGAGACGUGUUGUUUGUUGCACUUUUUCUUUAUUCUAGUGUUUUAAAGACGUGUUUACAAAUUACAAUUAAGGGCAAUAGAUGUUGUUGAUCUGGUUUUUCAACAUGACAAGACUGACAUCUGCUGGAUAAAAGCCGAAGUGCCUCGUCCCCGUGUGGCCAUGAAACAAGUGUGAGUGCCGAACGUGAUGUCACGUGUCCCAUGUGUCAUGUUUGAUUAAAUACAGCAGCUUUGCUUUGUGCUGAGA
Molecule: messenger RNA, 2771 nt
Organism: Hippoglossus stenolepis (Pacific halibut)
Lineage: Eukaryota; Metazoa; Chordata; Actinopteri; Pleuronectiformes; Pleuronectidae
Product: F-box only protein 40
Exons: 4
Coding region: 99-2150 (683 amino acids)
Cellular component (GO): cytoplasm
Molecular function (GO): zinc ion binding; protein binding; ubiquitin protein ligase activity
Source: RefSeq, a predicted model, not a curated record